Messenger RNA from Penicillium angulare, 990 nucleotides. RefSeq names its product aldo/keto reductase. NCBI's taxonomy places the organism in Eukaryota, Fungi, Ascomycota, Eurotiomycetes, Eurotiales, Aspergillaceae. The coding region runs from base 1 to 990 and encodes 329 amino acids. Gene Ontology annotation, molecular function: oxidoreductase activity. The record is from RefSeq and is a predicted model, not a curated record. The transcript has 4 exons.
AUGUCUGAGAAGACAGUUUGUACUACCGUCUUUCCAUUGAACAAUGGAACGAACCUCCCCGCCGUUGGUCUAGGGACAUGGCAAGGAAACGGAAGCACAAAAGACCACAAUGAAGUACGAGACUCCAUUAUGCACGCCCUCCGCAGCGGUUAUCGCUUGAUCGAUACAGCACAGCAUUACCAUGUCGAACCAGCUGUCGGUGAAGCAGUGAGAUUAUCAGGAAUUCCUCGCAGCGAAAUUACCGUUAUCACCAAAUUCUGGGGUCACUGGCACCAUGACCCAGCUCAAGCGCUGCAGAUCUCUCUGGAUGCGUUAGGUCUAGAUUAUAUCGACGUCUUCCUAAUGCAUUGGCCUAAUGCUGCUACAACGGAUUUGAAAGAAUAUCUACCUAUCACGGCGAGCCCGACAUUUAUCGACACUUGGAAAUUGAUGGAGAAGUGCGUCGGAGAUCAAUGCAGGGCCAUUGGAGUUAGUAACUUCUCGCAGAAGUUACUCGAUGAACUUCUAGCAGCUACUACCGUCGUUCCGGCUGUGAAUCAGGUUGAGCUACAUGCUUUUAACCCAAACCUACGUUUGGUUCCAUACUGCCAGGAGAAGGGCAUCCAAGUGAUGAGCUGGAGUACUAUGGGCGGUGGAGGCGACCAUAUACCCAAGGGCAAAGAAAUUAUUACACACCCUUUCUUCAAGCGUAUUGCAGCAAAUCACGAGUGCUCUACUGGUGUCCUAGCUCUCUCGUGGGCAGUUCAACGAGGAAUCUGUGUGAUCCCGAAGAGUAGCUCAUUGACUCGGAUUGAAGAGAAUCUCAAGUUAGUAACAUUGACUGAAAAGGAAAUGUCGGAAAUGAAUGACGCCCAUGUUACCCUUGGCAAACUUCGACUUGCAGAUCAUAUCGAUAGCGUUGCAGGAGAAAGAGAUGGCCAACUGACAAUCAUGAAUUGGACAAAUCAAGAGUUUGGUUGGGAAGAUGCAGAUGGAAAUUGGCUGGCCUAG